AUGCCAGCCCAAGCACCACAGACAGCCAUCUUCUCGCCCUCGGUCGCCCGCGCCGCUGCCUCCACGGCCAAGGACUGGUCCUACGUUGACGGAUGGCUGAAGUCCAAGUACCAGGGCCGCCCCGUGCCGUCCUUUGAGCGCAAUGCAGAUACCCUCAAGGCCCUGCUUGCCCUGGCAGCCCACAACGAGGCUGCCGACGAGGACCGCGAUCAGCUGGCGCGCAUGGAGGCUGCUGCGCUCGACGAGGUCAAGGCCGCCCGUGCCGACAACGCCACAGCGAGACAAGCUGCCGGCGCCAAAGCCACGGAGCAGCCGCCUCCCCCGGAUGGGGAGCACGUCGCGGCCGACGUGCUUGAAGCUGUCGAGAACGGCUUGACGAGAGAGGGCAGGACAGCUCUGGAGUCCAUGGCCGGCAUGGCCGUUGAGCUCGGCAUGGCCCGCCCUACCCCCGACGAGCUGGGCUGCAAGUUCGUCGAGUUGCAGGCCAAGGUCUACGAGCUGGAGCACACCAUCGAGCGCGUCGCCUUGCUGCAGCGCUACCUGGACCGCGAGUCGGCCGCCAUGGACGUCUUUGUCGAGGACCUGCAGGGCGAAGAGUACAGGCCUCCCUCGGACCUUUCAAAGCAGAACCUCGACCUCCAGCGUCAGGUCAAGCUGAUGUCCGCCAAGCUACCCGAGCUCGCCCAGCGGGUCAUCUCACUGGAGAAGUCGGUUCCGCUGCCCACCCUUACCGUCGAGGCGGUCAGGGAGGACGAGGCGAAUUAUAUGGAGCUGCUGGCCAAGAAAAAGGGUCUCGAUGCCCAGGUUAAGGCGUUCGCUGAUCUUCCGCCCGACAUCGAAGCAGCCAGGGCAGAGCUCGAGGCCCUUCGAACCGAGCUAAGGCACACCACCGAGAGGAGAGAUAGCCAGUUCGAGGGGCUGGUCGAGCGCGAGAGCCCUUUCAAACCCCGGAGACGCCCUUGA
Molecule: messenger RNA, 963 nt
Organism: Neoarthrinium moseri
Lineage: Eukaryota; Fungi; Ascomycota; Sordariomycetes; Amphisphaeriales; Apiosporaceae
Exons: 1
Coding region: 1-963 (320 amino acids)
Biological process (GO): spindle assembly
Cellular component (GO): HAUS complex; cytosol
Source: RefSeq, a predicted model, not a curated record